This is a messenger RNA of Crotalus tigris (Tiger rattlesnake), 8592 nucleotides long. RefSeq names its product kelch repeat and BTB domain containing 2 (gene KBTBD2). The record is from RefSeq and is a predicted model, not a curated record. The transcript has 4 exons. Gene Ontology annotation, molecular function: protein binding. Lineage: Eukaryota; Metazoa; Chordata; Lepidosauria; Squamata; Viperidae. The coding region runs from base 551 to 2419 and encodes 622 amino acids.
UGCACGCAGUCGCCCUGCGUCCCUUCCCCAACGGUCCCGCCGCCUCCUUCUCCAUGGCCGGGAGGAAGCUGUGGGGUUGAAACAGCGACAAGGGAGGCCGGAAGCUGGGGGGAGGGAGCGGGGACUCGCUUUCUCUCCCCCCUCCUUUUCCCCGUCCUCCGUCAUCUCACCUUUCCCUUCUGCAGGCCUUGCUCGUUGCAAGUCAUUGUUAAGAGAUGGUUCAAGAAAAUCUACCUCAUAAAUUCCGUUUGUUUGCCCAUAUGCUGCAUCACUGGAGAUCUCAACAGGAACUUGUCAGUUAUUUUUGAAAGUCUCAGGAGAACAUAUGGACAUCAGGUCAAUGUAUUACACUCUAGGAAUGGUCAAAAUAUGAAGCAUUCUCAAUUCAGCAGGCCAAUGUAUUACCCAUAAGUGUAUUAAGAAAGCUUAAAAACAUUUCAAACAGUACUCUCGAUAAUUCUUAAUUAUUCAGGAAAUGGUAGCUUGAUCUCUUCUGAAAUCAAUUGACUUUCUCUAAUCUUGUCUUGGAGAUAUUAAAUGGAAUGCAAUCAUGUCUACCCAUGAAGGAAUACAGAUCAACACAGACUAUGCUGUCGCUUUGUUAGAACAGUUAAAAUCAUUCUAUGAACAGCAAUUGCUAACUGACAUUGUUUUAAUUGUCGAGGGCACUGAAUUCCCAUGUCAUAAGAUGGUUCUUGCAACAUGCAGCUCUUACUUCAGGGCAAUGUUUAUGAGCGGGUUGAGUGAAAGCAAGCAAACACAUAUUCAUCUGAGGAAUGUGGAUGCAGCCACUUUUCAGAUCAUAAUAACUUAUGCUUAUACGGGUAAUUUGGCAAUAAAUGACACAACUGUUGAACAGCUUUAUGAAACAGCUUGUUUCCUACAGGUCGAUGACGUGUUACAACAGUGUAGGGAAUAUUUAAUUAAAAAAAUUAAUGCUGAAAACUGUGUGCGGCUUUUGAGUUUUGCUGAUUUUUUUAGCUGUGAGGAGUUAAAACAGAGUGCUAAAAGAAUGGUAGAACACAAGUUUACAGUUGUAUAUCACCAAGAGGCUUUUAUGCAGCUCUCACAUGAUCUGUUGAUAGAUAUUUUGAGCAGUGACAAUUUAAAUGUGGAAAAAGAAGAGACAGUUCGUGAAGCUGCUAUGUUAUGGCUGGAGUAUAAUACAGAAUCUCGAUCACAGUAUUUGUCAUCAGUUCUUAGCCAAAUAAGAAUUGAUGCACUUUCUGAAGUUACACAACGAGCUUGGUUUCAAGGCUUACCACCAAAUGAUAAAUCAGUAGUGGUUCAAGGGUUGUAUAAAUCUAUGCCGAAGUUUUUUAAACCAAGACUUGGAAUGACUAAAGAGGAGAUGAUGAUCUUCAUUGAAGCUGCUGCUGAAAGUCCUGGUAAUAUUUACUCUUCAGUAUCUUACAGCCCACAGGCUGAAAAAGUUUAUAAACUCUGCAGUCCUCCUGCUGAUCUCCAUAAAGUUGGGACACUUGUAACUCCUGAUAAUGAUAUUUAUAUAGCAGGUGGGCAAAUCCCCCUGAAAAGUACAAAAAUCAACUACGGUAAAACUAGCAAAUUUCAAUUUGCUUUCCGUACUGUGAAUUGUUUUUACUGGUUUGAUGCCCAGCAAAAUACAUGGUUUCCAAAGAGUCCAAUGCUAUUUGUUCGUAUAAAGCCAUCUCUUGUUUUCUGUGAAGGCCUUAUCUAUGCAAUUGGUGGAGACAGUGUUGGUGGAGAACUCGACAGAAGAACUAUGGAAAGAUAUGAUACUGAGAAAGAUGAAUGGACCAUGGUAAGCCCUCUGCCCUGUGCUUGGCAGUGGAGUACAGCCGUUGCUGUUCAUAACUGCAUUUAUGUAAUGGCGCACAACUUGAUGUACUGUUACUUCCCCAGAUCAGAUGCUUGGGUUGAAAUGGCUACAAGACAAACUAAUAGAUGCUUCGCUUCAGCUGCUGCUUUUGGGGAUAAAAUAUUUUAUAUUGGAGGCUUGCAUGUUGGCGGCAAUCUUGGUAUAGGAUUACGUCCUCGGACUAUAACUGGACCUUCCCUAGCAGUGGAAGUUUAUGAUGUGAAUAAAAAUGAAUGGCAAAUGGCAGCCAAAAUUCCUGCCAAGCGAUAUUCUGAUCCCUGUGUCAGAGCUGUUGUGAUUUCUAACUCAAUGUGUAUCUUUGUACGAGAAACACAUAUGCAUGAAAGAGCCAAGUAUGCCACAUACCAAUAUGACAUGGAACUUGAUCGUUGGUUCUUGCGACAGGAUAUAUCUGAGCGGGUACUCUGGGAUUUGGGAAAAGAUUUCCAAUGCACUGUGGGAAAACUCUAUCCAUCUUGUCUUGAAGAGUCCACAUGGAAACCUCCAUCAUACCUAGUUUUUCCUUAUACAGAUGAUGAGUUUGAAAUUGAGGAGGAUGUUCCAUUGCCACUUGUAUAGCUCCCUUAUUCAGAGACUGCAUGCCUGUAACUAAUUAUGAACAUUGUAUUUGAGAGACUAGAGCUGCAAAAUGAAAUGUUGUCUUGUAUGUAUGCCCUAAUUUUUUUGUGGCCAUUGAGUGUAAAUCAGUAAAAAUUCUUACUAGAUAUGCUUCCAUCAGUCCCUCUGAUAGUUGAUGGAAUUUCUCACACACACAACACAACCUGUGUGUGUGUAUAUGUGUGUAUAUAUGAUUAUAUAUAUCAUAUGAUCAUAUAUGUCAUAUGAUUAUAUGUAUUAUCUAUAUGUAUCUAUAUUUUAAGCUUAAAGCCUCUGCUUGUCUAAAUUUUUAGUCCUGUGAAAACAUUGAGUUCUGGAACUUUUCACAAAGCAGCUUCUAUUUCUAGAAUGUUAUAUUAAUUGUUCAAAAUAUCUUCCAGUUAUAUUUAAAUAAGUUCUGGAAAUAUCUAUAUGUGCUAGUUAUAUAGAUUGUGUAGCUGAAUGAAAUGUGCUGCACUCAAUACACACAGUUGUAUUGGUGUAAUAAUACCAUGUAAAAGAAUAAAAUCCCAUGGAUCUACCUGUGGUAGGAAGGGUAGAUCUUCCAUUUUAUGGUGAUAUGCAGGGCAAAAUGACUGCAGGUUCAGUCUAGCUAUAUUAUGAUAAUGAAGAAGAAGAUGAUGACUAGGUGCAUGUAUUUUCACUAACUUAUACCUGUUUAUUUAGAAUACAGGUCUUCCGAGCAGCUGGUAGUUUACCAGGUGUGAACUGACAUUGCUGGGCUUGCAGUAAGAAUUGCUAGCCCUUCAUAGUGCGGGUCUGUGUGGAGCUUUUGAUCAGUAAAUAGCUCCAUGUUCUGUAUUUCUGAAACAUUGGCUUAUGAAUAUUAGUUCCUGCUGCUUAUUUUCCCCUACCCCAGUAUAAACAAAAGUGUAGUGUGAAUUAACCAUGUCUUUAUUUUUGUUAAUUUAACAUUACUGUAAUAUGUCUUUGUAAAAAUAUUCUUACGUUGUUUGUCUCUUAUUUUCUCUUGUGGGGUGGGGGGGGGGAGAGAAAUUUUGUUCAGGAAUACUUUGUGCUGAAGAGCGGUUGCUGCUCUGGCAUUAAUCCCAGGAACCACUAGCAGUAGUAAGGCACCACCAAUCUCAUAGGAGCCCAGAUACUUCAUCAUGGAUCAUACUAGCAUGUUCAGCUGCAUCAUGUUCUGGCAUUGUAUUUUGAAUAUUAAUUUAUUAAAAAUGAAUCAUUGUUCUUUCCUCCCCCCAUAAGUCUGUGUAUUUAUCCGGAGUUGUUGAAGUAUGAUUGAAACAACAGUUUUAAAAAUUGCUGUUUAAAAUGUUAAUACAUACAAUAGUAGAUUCAGAUGUUCAGAAAAAUCUGAAAAAAUAUGAAAUGAUUAUUUCUUUCUCUUUAGAGGUCAAAAAAUGUUUGAAAACAGAAGAAAAAUAAAAUGUGGUAAAAGCCCUAUAUGUUAAAGAUCAUGCAGGCUUUUAACUCAGGCCUUCUUCUCUUAUUAUUACAUAAAAUCACAGUAAUAUAAUCACAGUAAAGCAGUAUACUGAAUUUUUCUCUUUGGUUCUAGACAUUUAUUUUUGUGCCCUGGGAUUUCUUACACCGGCUUUUUGCUUUCUUUCUUCCUAAUUAAUAACUAUAUUUUCUUUAAUGUUUGCAAUAGAUUUUAUAUUGCUUUGUGAUAAAAUAGUCUCUGCAAACUAGGAAACUGACAUUCAGCCCAAAUCAUAAAAAAUUUAUUAUUGUGUCAGCCAAUUUUAAGAAUGGAAUAAGAAGCAGUUAGAAUUUAUCUUUCUUAUUGCCCCUUUUUCUGAGUCAAUUACUCAUUCUUCAGCAGCUUAUUAAAAACUUUCUAUUUUUGAAAUAAUUCAUUUUGGUUAAGAUAGAAUGCUGUAGCAAAACCUUCAGAGUCUUGUGAUUAAAAAUACUAAUUAAUAGCAUACUUUUUCAUGAACAUUGAAUAGAUAUCAGUUCGUGAAUCUGCCAAUCAAAACUAAAUUUUGCUGUUUGAAAAAUAAAAACAAAACAAACCCAACUAAAAGAGUUAGAUUAAAAAGAGGAAUGGCAGAAGUUACAACACAUGGCCACAGAAACUUGUGUAUAAAGUAGGAAUCUUAUACUUGAACAUGUUAGUGUUUGAUUAUAAUAGUUCUCUUUAAGAAGCAUUUGAUUUAAAGUGUUACAUGCUGCUGAUCCUUUUGUUCUUUAAUUUGGGCUUCUUUUGGUCUUGAUUUUGGCCCUGAACAAGUUUAAAUAUAAAAUUUUGGAAAGGGAGGCGUUGAGAUUCUGCUAAUCUCAUAAAUUCAUGAGAGGGCAUUGUAUAAUUUAUUUAAACUUUUCAAAAUAGCUUAUUACACACUUCAUUUUUGCUGUUAAAAUUAACACUUUUUUCCACUAAAAAAAGUCAGAAUAGAUUCUUGAACAAGAUAGGUCAGCAAGCAUAUAUUUGAGCAAGGCUUUCAGAAAGUUUUAUGAAGAAGCAUAGGCCUCUAUGACAACUUCAUAGGAUUUUGUAAGACUACUAUGACGAGGAUGCUGCCGAUUUUCUUUCAUUAGUGCUUUGGUUCUUAUCAGAGAUUACGGUGGUGGUGUUUUUUAAAAAAAACACCAUAUUCCUCAGCCCAAAAAAGUUUGAAAAACUCUUAGACAAGAUCUGGUUGCAUGCAGAUAAGUUACCUUUUUGCAAACCUGAGAGUAUCUGACCAUGGUAACUAAACCUGAGUGUCACACCAUUUUGAGCAAAAUAACAAAGUUAUCAGUAUAAUAUGUAAACUCAAAACAGGUACAUCCAUUUAAAAAAAAUAUUCUCCAAGCAGUUCUGAUUAGGCCAAUCUAUUUUGCAGUCCUUAGUCCUUUGUUGCCUACCUGUGCUUUAGAACUAACAUUUGUCUUCAUAAACUUAUAAAGAGUGUAUAUACAAUUAGAAUGGCUAUUUUUAUGGAAAUUAUCUAAGAUUCUGGUCAUUUAUAUUGCAAAAUGGAAAAAAGUUUUUUUUUAAAAAAUGCAUUGAAACUGCUCUAUAAUAAGUUUGUACUGAAUAAGAAAACUUUGAAACCAGUGGUAAUUCAGGCUAUAGUAGAGUGGGCUACCAAGAUAAUAGAUAAAACAGGUAUCUUCUAAAUUGCCUACAGGAUAAGAUAUAAAAUAUUUUGUAGGCUUGGUGUUUUUCAAUCCUCAUUCCACAGGCAAAAUAAGCAUUUUCCUUAGCUACAUUAUACAUGUUCAAUAGAAAAAGAUGUUUUGGAUAUUAAAAUCUAUAUCUACAGUAGAGCAUUAGAGAUGGUAAAGUUUGAAUCAUUUUUAGUUGUUCAUUUUUUCUCCUAUUUUUUGUUAUCUUCAUAACACAGAUCUCAAACUUUAUCCUUUCAGAAGCUUUUAGCACUGUUAAUAAUUCCUCAUGUGAAAUCUACUCAGUAUUUCUACCUAGCAAAAAUAACUAUAGACUUGUAUUGAAAUCUAUUUGUCAUAUUUAGUUACAAUAUUUUAUCCAAAUAACAUGUCUUCACAUACCUUAAAAAAAGAAUAUGUUGUUAGGAUAAAAUAUAUAGAUACAUUAAUAGUCUUUCUCAAACACAAGAAUAUUAUUUGUUCAUCUAAUAUACCCUUAUUCUUUCAGAACUGAUAAUGGGUUGCUUUCAACUAAUUUUUACUGUUAUGUUUCACUUCAGUUAACUCAUGAUUGAACAACUAUGUUUGUAUGUCCAGAAGUUAGUUUUGUGAUUCAUAAAUUAGAUGAGAGGUUUAAGUAUUUAUUUCAUUUUGUAAUGGGAUACACAUUUCUAAAUGCUUGAAAAAUGUUUUAAAAACAAGAAUAGUUGUGUUAUAUAUGAUACAAAUAUAUAAUUUCACAAUAGAAAGUCCCAGUGCAUAAAACAAAAAUACUUCAAAAUAGCAAGAGAUCGUAAAUCUGAUCCUAACUUGUUUGUGCAGGUGAUCCUAACUUGUUUGUGUAGCAUCAGCAUGAUCACAAUAUCCAUUAAAUAGUUUCAUCAUCAUGUUCCUAGUUAUUUGCUCACAGUAAGACUGGAUGCAUGUAUUCAGAAAUUGAAGAUUUCUCAGCAUAUUGAUUGCACAGAGUUACUGCUUUUACAUGACAAUGACAGUUUUAUUUUCAUUUUUUUCCCUAGCUGUUGAAUUAAGCAUAAGUGUAUCUCACUGUACUUACAUGUAAGUAUCAUAUAUUUGAGUCAGACACAUUCUGUGUCACAACAAAGUGAGAGCCAUGUGGUAAUAUAAACCAUUCCAUAAGACUCACUGAAAGCUAAAUUAGGCUAUACUUGUAAGUAUACUAAAAACAUCAAAAUAAAGAAUUAAAAAUGGAAUUGGAAGAAUAAACUUCAUUUUUGUGGUUCUUAUCAAUGAAUGACAAUGCCAAUAAGUUGACACUAUGGGUAAGAAGCACACACACUAAACUAAAAUCCUCGUGUUUUCUUAAAUGAAACCUAGUUUUUAAUUUACACUUCCUACUGGUGGAGAUAAAAGAAUUGUACCCAAGGCUCAAACUCCAGAACAGAAGUUGUUAUUGGCUUACAUUAUUCGUAUUAAAUUUGAAUUGCAUUUUUAUAUCUCAUUGAAGCAACGUAGUUUGAAAUAGCAGUGCCAUCAUUAAAAACAUGUUGGAAAGCUCUUGGGCUACCUUAAACUUUUCUACAAAAUUAUGCAACCUGGUGUUUUUAUCCCAACUUGUUCAGAGGUUACUUCUACAGAAUCUAAAAAACUUCAUUAUAACCAAUGAUUUAUGCAUAAAGGAUCAGAAAUUGAUACAUGAUGACUACUUUUAGUUUUACUGAUAUGAUUAAAUAUUUCUUAAAUUCUCAGUAUGUGAAAUAACUUUUGGAAUGGCAUAUAUUAUAAAUACUUGCAUGGGACUGCCAGUUUUAACUAUUGCUACAUCUUGUUUCAAAAGGCUGUAAUCUUUCCAUGUAAAAAGUGUGUAUAAUCAAACAACUCCCAAUGAGGAAAUCAAAACAAAAGGUUAUGUUAUGAUAGAACUUAAAAUUCAAAAGCAACUACUUUACAGUGUAUUUAAUUUCUAUUCCACUUUUCUGUUCAAAAUUAAUAAUUCAUUAGAACAACUACUCUCCUUGUGCUUAAAGUCUAGUGAUAGCACAGCAUGUUCAGUUAUCUGUAAAUUCAAUUCAGAGUUGAUAGCUUUACAACAGGUUCUUGAGUUAAAAUGCUUCUUUGUAAGCUCUGUUCACAGUUAUACUUGCAGAACUGAAUCACACUUUAAGAGCGUAGUUUAGUAAUGCACUAUUAAAAGAACAUUGAUAUUUGACAAAUCACAAUAUUGGUUACAUUUCAGUUAUCAAAAUGUUUGGAAACAGCAAAGCUUUCCAAUGGAACUAACUGUCCUUUCUAAACAUUUACCACAUGUAGCAAUAUACCUAUAAAAUAUUCUAUUUAAUUGUUAUGAGAUAGCACAUGGAUAUUUGGGAUACCAAAACUGGCUACUAGUUUUCAUAAAGUUGAUUUGGAAUAGUGGAUAUUUACAGUAGCUAUAAACUAAUAUAUAUUAUAAGAAAAAUCUUAUAGUCCAAGCUUUCAAGGUAGAGCUUUAAUCAGAAUUUCCAUUCACCCCAGAUAAUGUAGCCAAUCAUUAAAGCAAUUGCACAAAUUAAAAAUCUAAUUUCAGAACUGUGACAUAGCAAGUAAAUAGAUAGGAAUAUUGCUAGUACAAAUUUGAUAAUAGGCAUUCUCAUCCCUGCUUUAUAGGGAAGUUGUGGAAAUUAACUGUAACUAGAAUAUAUUUGAAAUAAAUUUAUUUAGAAAGAUACAAUCAUAUUUCUCCCUUAAAUCCAGAAUACAAGAAUCUCUGAUUAUGGUAAGCAAUGCAGUCAAGAAAGAAAUAAUGUACUACUAAUAUUCAGCUGUCUAGAAAUCUGAUAAUCUAUGUCAUAAUUUGUGUUAACUAUGCAUUCCUCCUACCAUCACAUCAACUCUGAAAAGGAAAAUCAGCAAUUGUGACCAUGGUAUUAUUUCAAAAUAAAAAUGGUUCAAAAUAAACAUUUGGUUAAAUCAUUGUUUUAAACUGGGCCAUAUUAUGUUUUCAUAGGCAUCAGUGAAAUAAUUUUUCUUUAACAAUGAACAAGGUUAAACAUACUGUAUGUGGGUAGAUGGGGCAAAGAUUACUUGCUAACACGCACUGACUAGAAAAUAUUAUAGCAGCUGUGGAAAAAAAA